AUGUUUAUUCCUGACGAGCAUGACGUUGCCGUUAUCGUCCGCGCCUACAAUGUGUUGUGGUGCCUGGGGGCAUUGCUGUUCUGUAUUGCGAUUUUUCUUCUCAAUGGUCAUCCGCUGGCCAGUCGAAAUUAUAAGAUCGUGCAGAUAAAUCUAAUGUGCGCCUGUCAAUUCACCGACACGGUGACGACGAUUUGCAAGGUGGUUUUUCUGGCUCCAAAGUUGGCGAUACGUCUGCUCCAAAUCACCGUCUCCACGUUGGAGUGUUUGCUCCUAGCGCAAGUCGGCGUCAUCAGCAUGUUCUACAUUUUCUUCUCGUUUAUAUACGCCGGCUUCGUAAAAGUGCGUUUGACACAGAGACGCGAGCUGGAGAUUCGAAACCGAACUGCCGCCAACUUCCUGCCGUUUGGAAUACUGCUGCUCUUGCUCUACGUAACCGUCGGUGGCUGGCAUCUGUAUUUUUGCGGCUAUGUUAUUACAGAUCCUGUAGAAAUCUGCAAACUGGAACCCUUGCUAUGUAAUCAGCCGCAAUUAUUUUUGGUUAGCUUCCCGCCUUACGUGGUUAUAAUCACCAUCGUUUUGGUCGUGCUGAUCGCCAGUGGCUUUUUCGGGUAUAUGUGGGCCCUGCAUACUUCGAUGAAGGCCGCGAGCAGCAUCGUUGUUUCUACAAAAACCCGGCAUAUGAUGGAAGUUUUUGAGCAUGUUUUCCAUUUCCAGAUGGUCAGCUUUGGCGUGUUAAUGAUACUGCCGCAUGCCGUCAACCUAAUGAUGAUCAUUGGCAUCGGGCACAAUGAGUUUUUAUUUGCUGGUGCGUGCUUACAUGACCAGGUUGCGAAAAGCUUAACCUCUCGGCUCAAGCCUCAGACCGAAUCCAAUGGCAGGCGUCUCACCAUUGACAUCUUGCCUUCACUCUACUGCAACAAGCCUCUCAAUUAUUGUGCCGAUUUGCCCGAGAAGUUGGAAGAGGUGGCGCCGCCGGUCUCGUCAAAAUUACGCAAC
Messenger RNA from Mesorhabditis spiculigera, 996 nucleotides. Lineage: Eukaryota; Metazoa; Nematoda; Chromadorea; Rhabditida; Rhabditidae. The record is from the annotation of a GenBank genome assembly.